AUAAGGAGUGCUUUGAUGCGUCACGUGACUGCGUAGCGUUAAAGAUGGCGGCUGUGAAGCUGAGUACUGAGCUAACAGGUGCGCAGGAUUGUAUUCUGGAGCCGCUGUGCUUUCCUGAGCAGCUGUCUGCUUGCAUUAACAUCUCCACAAAUGACUAUUGCCUGGUGCACUGUGUCCUGUGUUCACACACGGCUCCUCUCUCGGAUAAAGACCAGCUCCUGAAGCACCUCCUGCUGGAGCACAAGCUGGUCAUCGCUGACAUCAAACUCAUCGCUGACUUCCCAAAGUAUAUGCUUUACUGGAAGAAAAGGUUUACAGAGCAGCCCAUCACAGACUUUUGCAGCGUCAUCAAAACCAACUCUGAGGGACCUGUCGAGCUGCAGGAGUUCUACUUCCUACUGUGUGACGUUCUGCCAGAGGACCGCAUCCUUCGAGAGGAGCUCCAGCAGAAACGUUUGGAGGAGGUUCUCGAACAGCAGCAGAAGGAAAGAGACGAUACCAGUUUUCAGCGGAGCUGCAUGUUCUGUAAUGAAGAAUUUACUGGAAACAGAGCUGUGCUGCUCAAUCACAUGGCCAGAGAGCACUCGUUCAGCAUCGGCCUGCCCGACAACAUCGUCUACUGCACACAGUUCCUCGAUACGCUGGAGAAGAAACUGGACAAUAUGCAGUGUCUGUACUGUGAGAAAAUCUUUCGAGACAAGACGACCUUGAAAGAUCACAUGAGAAAGAAGCAACACAGACGCAUUAACGGCAGCAAUCACGACUACGAUCGAUUCUACGUCAUCAAUUACUUGGAGCUAGGGAAGACCUGGGAGGAAGUGCAGUCUGAGGAUGACCGGGAUCUUGUGGAGGACGAAGACGAUGACUGGUCCGACUGGCAGGCUCACCCAGUGUGUGCUGUGUGUCUGUUCUGUGAGCGACAGGAAGAAACCAUGGACAAGAUCUACACUCACAUGCAGGAAGCUCAUCAAUUUGACCUCCAUAAAUUAAAAACAGAUCUCAACUUGAAGUUUUACCAGCAAGUCAAACUUGUGAAUUACAUCCGCCGUGAGCUCCACCAGUGCCGCUGUCACGGCUGCCAGAUGAAGUUCGAUACCAAAAAGGAAGUGGUACAGCACCUAGAGGAAGUUGGCCAUGUGAUGCAGCUUCCAGAUAAGACAUACUGGGACCAACCACAGUAUUACUUCCCGACAUAUGAGAACGACGCUCUGCUCACGGCUCUCUCCGACAGCGAGAGCGAGUUCGAAGGAGCCGAACAGAGCUGCGACGUUCCCGUGUUUGCAGAGGACAUCUCCAACCUGAAGGCCUUAAAGCAGAGCAGCGUGCUGAACAAACUGCUCAAGAACGGAGGCAACUCUAAUUAAAAUCUUCUACAAUACACAAAGACUUUACUGUUCUUUUCUACUGGAAAUGUUCACUAUAAUAUAAUAAUAUACGGUGCCUCCAUCAUAAAAUACACAGCAGGAUCUGUUUCCUCUGAGCUAAAAUGUUAAGAAGAGAGCGAUAUUUAUGAAAUUAUCAGUUUUUUUAUCUAGCAUGGAUGCCUCAAGCACAGGAGCACUGAUGUGUGACAGAAAGUCAUGCUGGUACAGUUUCUCACACACACUCGACCGGUUCCAAAAGAAACACUCAUUUUUACAUCUUUGCGACUGAAAUGUCGCUCUGUUGUGACUUUCAUUUGUAUAAUGUGCACUGGAUCUCAGUAUUUAGGUGUUAUUUCUGAGUUAUUCCAUUUUGGUUCACAAUAACCUUAAUUUCACUAUUGUUGCAACUUGAAAUAUGUUUUGGAAAUUAUCAUAAUGAUUAUUAUUGUAUUUGGUGACUUUUGGGCAGAAAUAUUUACAUAAGACUUUUUAAAAAUUUACAUUCAGCCCUUUCGUUUGUUUUCAAGACCUAAAGAGAUGUAAUAACCAGAAGAACUUAUAUUUUAGUUCGUUUAUUGCAUUAUUUUGUUUUUUUUUUUUUUUUUUGUUUCAUGCCUUUUACAACAAGAUAAAUAUAUGUUCUACAAAACACAAAUAAAAACAUUAGCAUUUUCACAUAACACUAUCAGCAAUAUGUUCGACACAUAAUCUUUGGGUAAACCCUUUAAAGUCCUGGUUUAACAGCUGAAGGUGAGGUUAUGGUUUUGGAGAACUCAGGUAUAGGGAGAACAUGGAAGAAGCUCAGUAUUAAAACAAAAACUUUUUAGGACAUAUUUAAAUGCGAACGUUUCUCCUUAAGUGUAAACGCGUUGUUCUCAGAACGGAGCUCAAUAAACCACAUUUAGUGCUUCCACAA
Molecule: messenger RNA, 2280 nt
Organism: Tachysurus vachellii
Lineage: Eukaryota; Metazoa; Chordata; Actinopteri; Siluriformes; Bagridae
Gene: znf277
Product: zinc finger protein 277
Exons: 12
Coding region: 45-1364 (439 amino acids)
Source: RefSeq, a predicted model, not a curated record